Messenger RNA from Rhizopus microsporus ATCC 52813, 1024 nucleotides. RefSeq lists its product as uncharacterized. The record is from RefSeq and is a predicted model, not a curated record. Lineage: Eukaryota; Fungi; Mucoromycota; Mucoromycetes; Mucorales; Rhizopodaceae. Gene Ontology annotation, biological process: intracellular protein localization. The annotation marks the transcript as partial. The transcript is spliced from 4 exons. Gene Ontology annotation, cellular component: plasma membrane.
AAGGGGUGAGCGGUCUGUCUACUGUCUGACUCUCUGUCUCUUUUUUUUUUGCUGUUGUUAUCUUUUCUCUCUCCUUCUAAAACUCCUAUAACGCAUAUGUAGAAAAAAGGAAGAAGCAUUAAAUUGCUUUAUACUUUAUUAUUGUUCCCCCUUUCUCUCCUUUCCUUCUUCUUUCUCUUCUUCUCUUCUUUUUGUCCAUGGAUACUUUCAAAAGCCAUGAAACUAUUAAAUCGAACGAACCAUCAGGACUUCCCUCACUCAAUGAUGUACUACACAGAAGAAGCCUACCACCUGUCUGCCUAUAUAAUUACUAUAUCGUCCUACGAGACCGCCUAGAAAUGGAUAUCUUGCUGGAUUUUUGGCUCGAUGUAGCACAGGCGGCACAUUUGUAUAAAAGAUACAUUCGACACCAGGCCAAGCAACUACCUUGUCUGAAUAAACCUCAUCCCUCGGAUCUGACACUAUCCGACGGCAGAACUUCCACCUCCUCCAACUUUCCCGAUCUUCUCACACGCAUGUUACUCAUCCAACCGCGUCCAUCAAUGGCAACGACUGUUCAUUCGGCCACAUCGACACAGAGCAGCAGGAGGCCGACACAGGAAGAAAUGGCAGAGGUCAUUGAACGAAUUUACCUAAGAUACAUUGUACCUAACGCCGAGAAGGAAAUAACCCAGCUUCCGUCAGAGAUCAGGCAGGCCAUCACGCACCAUUUCUCUAAUGACGAUUAUCUACACCAUAAGCGGCUAGGACCCGAGGAUCCCGCUAUCUUUUUACAGGCCAAGCAGUUUGUCUAUCAGCAGCUAGAAACAACUUUCCCUUUGUUUAUAAAGUAUAAAGUAUUCAUGAACCUUACACUUUUUCAGCAAGUGGGCCGUUUAGCACUCGAUGUGUUUCCAUGGCAACAGCGAUUAUGGGGUAUUUUACCGAUAGGAUUAGGUGUAUUUUCGAUUGUUACUUCUGUUAUCGGUAUCGAUCCUAUAUGGGUUUUAUGUUUCAACAUUAGUGAAACAAUGCCUUUCAAAUU